Molecule: messenger RNA, 2811 nt
Organism: Penicillium mononematosum
Lineage: Eukaryota; Fungi; Ascomycota; Eurotiomycetes; Eurotiales; Aspergillaceae
Product: Ataxin-10 homo-association domain-containing protein
Exons: 3
Coding region: 1-2811 (936 amino acids)
Cellular component (GO): cytosol
Source: RefSeq, a predicted model, not a curated record
AUGGCAGAUUCCAAGCCAUUAUGCACGCCAGCUGAGCUCAUGCUCAAGGUAAUCCUUGCAGGGACACUGAGCCACUACGAAGUCCGGGGCAUGAUCGAUGACAAGCGCUUGGAGCACAUGCUUGCCGCUGGGAAGCAGAUCCUGUACAAGACACACCAGGAGAGCGAUGUUCGUCACAAUCUCGGCAUGUCGCCUGAUAUUUGGCAAGGUCUCACGAACGUCCUCACCAAAGCAAUCCCCGUCCUCGAGUCCCAAUCUUUCGCGUGGAAAAGCCCCGCAGCAAGUUACGAACACUCAUCUGCCAAUCUAAUCGCAUACAAUUAUUUCUCGCUGGUCAAAGACAUUGAGCGCUUGAAUGAUCUGUGCACAAUUGCUCGCAACCUCCUCGCCACAACCAAGAAGGCACAGAACCUCGCAGCGGAAACCGGAUUUGAUCAAAGGAUUCUAGCUCUCAUCGACACCUGUGUUCGGGUCACCGCUCGAGGAUUCGAUGGCGAGCAAAAUGCGCGAAAUGAGGAGCGAUGGCAGAAAGUCGUCAACCUCUACAAGCGCCUUCUGAUUACGUGCCUCCAGUACCUUCAUAACUUCAUUAUGCACAACGAGCAUCGCAAGAUGGUGCUCUGCCCAAGGAGCCUUUGGACGACGCCAGCUCGCGAGAAGGUGUGGCACCCAUUGUACAAGUUGGAGAGCGUGUCAUCAACCCCCCCGAUUCGCGCACUUUACGACCAAACUGCGGAGGAUUUGCUAUUGGAGACUAUCGCCAAGUUCCCGCGCGAGCCGGCAACUAUCAAGGAAGAGGCUGCCAUGCUGCUUCUGGCCAACAUUAAGGAUCACAUGGAGAGGAUUUUGGGGCGUGACCUCAGCGCUAUUCAGGAGAUGGGCAGAGACCCAGACCAGGUCAAGGAUAUCCGGGCUGCUUUGACUGCGAUACUCGGGGCUAAGGUUGACGGUUGGUCUGAUCUCCAGGACCGGGCUCGUGAGAUCCCGGCUGCGCUUCCCGAAGAAGGGCACGAGGAGCCUGAAGACCACGAUGACCAAGAACAGGACGAUCACAGGGAGCACGACGAGGAAGAAGAGGAACACGAAGUCACCAAGAAGAAGACCAUCCUGACUAUUGAUCGCAGUCUCACGGCUGGUUUCCCUCGUCUUUGCUGGGCUGAUCUUCCAGAGAUCAACGAUUUUGGCGCUGUGGAUGGACCUGUUACAGAUGAAGAUACCAGUAUGCCCCGGUCAGCUCAAUCUGCCGCCGAGACCCUCCAAGAGGCCAAGGACGAACUCAUGGCUCGGCUCCAAGAGCCAUCACAUAUCGAUGGCGACGAAGAGCAUGACUAUGACCACGGCGAUGCACACACGGUGGGGGAUGAUGACUCGCACAGCCUGGAUCACAUGGCUGACGGAAGCGUUGACGGAGAUGGCGAGGAUGACGUGGAUGACGAUGGCGUCGAUGGAGAAGCUGAUGACGAAGAAGAGGAAGACGAUGAAUACCGUGGCCGUCCUGGCGAUCAACAGCGGGGUCUUCUGACAGAUAUCCCUCUGGUCCUUGGACCGGCAGAAAUCGAAGCUUUGCCUAUGAUUGUUCAAGCCGGUAUUGUGGACAGCUUUGGCCUCAAGGGCGGCGAACGGAAUGGAUCGAGGAACAUGCAAGCGCUCCGUUGUCACAUCCUGCUCACGCAGGAGACAGGACGUAACCUACUGCGUGAACUACUGAUUUUCAUCGCGGCAUGGGAUCUUCCCGACGACGAACUCUACUUCAAGAUGAUGGUCCAGAUCAUGGAGGCCGUGCUUAAGAACGGCCUUAUGUCUCAUGCCUACUCGGACUUUGGUCAACCCAAGGACAUAAUUUCUCCGGCACAGGCCGUUGUGAUCAAGAUCCUCACCCACAUCUUCCGAGCCAAGUACUCUCCUGCUUCGGUGACAGGAUCGGCUCAGCCCAACAUUCCUCGCAACCCGAACUCACUCAACCGAGUUGAUAUUCUUACUGUCCGAUACAUCUUCACUAUCUUCCGCGGCAACAUUAUCCCCGAGACUUGUGCUCUGAUCUACCUCCAAGGCCAGAUCCGCGCCAACCGGGCUCUUUCCGAGGACUUCCCGCUCAAUCUAUGGGACAUGGAACGGGUGUACGAAGGUGUCUACCAGUUUUUGGAGUUCUUCGCCGUGUUGACCGAAAACAACGACUGGAAGAACCUGCUGGUUAAAUGGGAGAUUGUCUAUGACUUGGUGACGUUGAUCAAGGAGUUGGAAGCAAGCAUCCCCAAGGGCCAGCUGAGCCAAUUGUCCUUUGGCUCCGUGCCCCCUCCUCCCCCCCGAAACGACACCACAAACGAUGCCCCGAGCGCUAGUCCUCCAGCCCCUGUUGCCGUCGAACGUCCUUACGAUCCCAGCGACCCAGACCCUGUUGACACAGGCGCCGGCAGCGUCGACUCUCGACCCGAGUCCCCUCCCAUCACAGAGGAUCCCUCCGAGUUCGAGUGGCGCAAUCUCAAGAAGCUGGUCGUGCUUGUGCUCUCCUCGCUUGUCUGGAAGUGUCCCGAUGUGCAAGAGCAGAUCCGUCGGUACGGCGGUGUCGAGGCGAUUCUCUGCUGCACUGCUUUCGAUGCCCACAACCCAUACAUCAAGGAGCAUGCUGUGAUGUGUCUCAAGUUCUUGCUGGAGGGUAACCGUGAGAACCAGCGCCUUGUCGAGGAACUCGAGGCUCGUGAGGUUGUCAGUAAUGACGGCGGCGUGCUGGAGCGGAGUGGCUAUGAAGCGAUGAUUAACCAGGCAGGCAAGUUGGCCAUCCGGCCCAAGGCUCGGGCCGAGGAAAUUUCAUGA